GCUCCGUGGCGGCAGCGGCGGCGACGGCGGCUUCAUUCCCCCUCCUCCCCCGGGAGCGGCGGCGGCGGCUGGGCUGGGGCCCCAGCGCGGGCCGGGAGGGGGCACGUCAGUGGCCGCCGAGGCUAGCGCGGGAGGAGGCCGCGCUUCGCUCCCCCGGCCGAACCGACUGCUCGACUGCCGGCCCGCCCGCGCCCAGGGGCCCCCGAACGGUGGGGCCGGGCCAGCGGCUGAGGCCUGUCUCGUUGGUUCUCAGGUGCCAUGAGGAAGCUUCGCCGGAAAUCGCGGCAGAAUGCCGAGGGCCGGCGCUCCCCAUCCCCCUAUAGUCUGAAGUGCUCACCCACUCGGGAGACCCUGACAUAUGCCCAGGCCCAGCGGAUUGUCGAGGUGGACAUCGAUGGACGUCUGCACCGUAUUAGCAUCUAUGACCCACUCAAGAUCAUCACAGAGGAUGAGUUGACCGCCCAGGAUAUCACUGAAUGCAACAGUAACAAGGAAAACAGUGAGCAGCCUCAGUUCCCUGGUAAGUCCAAAAAACCCUCAUCCAAGGGCAAGAAGAAGGAGUCCUGCUCCAAGUAUGCAUCUGGCACUUCUUUUCACCUCCCGCAACCCAGCUUCCGUGUGGUGGACUCAGGCAGUCAGCCAGAGGCUCCCCCCCUGCCUGCUGCUUACUAUCGCUACAUCGAGAAGCCGCCUGAAGACCUGGAUGCAGAGGUUGAGUACGACAUGGAUGAGGAGGACCUGGCCUGGCUGGACAUGGUGAACGAGAAGCGGCGGGUAGAUGGGCACGGUUUGGUGUCAGCAGACACCUUUGAGCUGCUGGUGGACCGGCUUGAGAAGGAGUCGUACUUGGAGAGUCGUAGCAAUGGAGCCCAGCAGUCGCUCAUUGACGAAGAUGCUUUCUGCUGCGUGUGCCUGGAUGACGAAUGCCACAACAGCAACGUCAUUCUCUUCUGUGACAUCUGCAACCUGGCUGUACACCAGGAGUGCUAUGGUGUCCCCUACAUCCCUGAGGGUCAGUGGUUGUGCCGCUGCUGCUUGCAGUCUCCUUCCCGGCCUGUGGAUUGCGUCCUCUGUCCCAAUAAGGGUGGCGCCUUCAAACAGACCAGCGAUGGGCACUGGGCCCACGUUGUGUGUGCCAUCUGGAUCCCUGAAGUCUGCUUUGCUAACACCGUGUUCCUGGAGCCCAUUGAGGGCAUUGACAACAUCCCCCCUGCCCGCUGGAAACUAACCUGCUAUAUCUGCAAGCAGAAGGGGCUGGGCGCAGCCAUCCAGUGCCAUAAAGUGAACUGCUACACGGCCUUCCAUGUGACAUGUGCACAGCGGGCUGGGCUCUUCAUGAAGAUUGAGCCUAUGCGUGAGACCAGCCUCAAUGGCACCAUCUUCACAGUGCGCAAGACCGCCUACUGUGAGGCCCACUCGCCGCCAGGUGCUGCCACUGCUAGGAGGAAGGGUGACUCCCCUGGAAGCCUCAGUGAGGGUGGGGAGGAGGAAGGACUGAAGGAGGGCUGUGGGGAGGAGGAAGAGAAGGAAGAGGUGGAAGAGGAAGAGGAAGAUGAAGGCCAAGGUGGGGUAGGCGGCUCCCUCAAGGGUGUGUCCAAGAAGAACAAGAUGACUUCAAAGCAAAGGAUCAAGAAGGAGCCAGAGGAAGUGGGCCGAGACACACCUUCUACUGUCCCCAUGGUCACUGUCCCACAGAUACCCUCUUACAGGUUGAACAAGAUCUGUAGUGGUCUCUCCUUUCAGAGGAAAAACCAGUUCAUGCAGCGGCUUCACAACUACUGGCUGUUGAAGCGGCAGGCACGGAACGGUGUCCCCCUCAUCCGGCGCCUGCACUCCCACCUGCAGUCCCAAAGGAAUGCUGAGCAGCGAGAGCAGGACGAGAAGACAAGUGCGGUGAAGGAAGAGCUGAAAUACUGGCAGAAGCUCCGGCAUGACCUGGAGCGGGCACGGCUGCUAAUUGAGCUGAUUCGGAAACGAGAGAAGCUCAAACGGGAGCAGGUCAAGCUCCAGCAGGCUGCCAUGGAGCUAGAGCUGAUGCCAUUCAAUGUUCUGCUGAGGACAACACUGGACUUGCUGCAAGAGAAGGAUCCCGCACACAUCUUUGCUGAACCUGUCAACCUGAGUGAGGUUCCAGAUUACCUGGAAUUCAUAUCCAAGCCAAUGGAUUUUUCUACCAUGAGGCGGAAGCUGGAGUCCCACCUGUACCGCACCUUGGAGGAGUUUGAGGAGGACUUUAACCUUAUAGUUACCAACUGCAUGAAGUAUAAUGCUAAAGACACAAUUUUCCACCGAGCAGCUGUCCGCCUGCGGGACCUGGGAGGGGCCAUCCUGCGGCACGCCCGGCGGCAGGCAGAGAACAUCGGCUAUGACCCCGAGAGGGGCACCCACCUGCCCGAGUCACCCAAACUGGAGGACUUUUACCGCUUCUCCUGGGAAGACGUGGACAACAUCCUCGUCCCAGAGAACCGGGCCCACUUGUCCCCGGAGGUGCAGCUGAAGGAGCUGCUGGAGAAACUGGACCUGGUGAGUGCCAUGCGGUCCAGUGGGGCCCGGACCCGCCGUGUCCGCCUGCUGCGCCGGGAGAUCAAUGCCCUUCGACAGAAGCUGGCACAGCCACCGCCGCCACCACCACCGCAGCCACCAUCACUGAACAAGACUGUGUCCAACGGGGAGCUUCCAGCAGGGCCUCAGGGGGAUAUGGCUGUGCUGGAGCAGGCCCCGCAGGAGGAGCCAGAAGAUGAUGGGGACAGAGAUGAUUCUAAACUGCCUCCCCCGCCAACUCUGGAGCCCACAGGGCCUGCACCUUCCUUGUCUGAGCAAGAAUCCCCUCCGGAUCCCCCCACUCUGAAACCUAUCAGUGAUAGCAAACCUUCAAGCCGAUUCCUAAAGCCCAGAAAAGUGGAAGAAGAUGAGCUUUUGGAAAAAUCACCUCUGCAGCUAGGGAGCAUGCCCUUGCAACGCCUGCUAAGUGACAAUGGCAUCAAUAGGGUAUCCCUCAUGGCCCCCGACACGUCCCCUGCUGGUGCCCCACUCAGUGGCGUGGGUCGCCGCACAUCAGUCCUCUUCAGGAAGGCCAAGAAUGGGGUUAAGCUUCAGAGGAGCCCAGAUGGGGCCCUGGAGAACGGCGAGGACCACGGUGCAGUGGGCUCUCCGGACUCCCCUGCCAGCAUUGAGGAUGAACGGCAUUCCCGGAAGCGGCCCAGGAGCAGGAGCUGUAGUGAGAGCGAAGGGGAGAGGUCCCCCCAGCAGGAGGAAGAGACAGGCGUGACCAACGGCUUUGGAAAACACACCGAAAGCGGGUCUGACUCAGAAUGUAGUUUGGGUCUCAGUGGUGGACUGGCAUUUGAAGCUUGCAGUGGUCUGACACCCCCCAAACGCAGCCGAGGGAAGCCAGCCCUGUCUCGAGUGCCCUUCCUGGAAGGUGUGAAUGGAGACUCUGACUACAAUGGCUCAGGCAGAAGUCUCCUGAUGCCCUUUGAAGACCGCGGAGAUCUGGAGCCCCUGGAGCUGGUGUGGGCCAAGUGCCGAGGUUAUCCCUCCUACCCCGCCUUGAUCAUCGACCCCAAGAUGCCCCGGGAGGGCCUCCUGCACAAUGGUGUCCCCAUUCCUGUUCCCCCACUGGAUGUGCUGAAGCUGGGAGAGCAGAAGCAGGCCGAGGCUGGAGAGAAGCUCUUCCUUGUCCUCUUCUUUGACAACAAGCGCACCUGGCAGUGGCUUCCGAGGGACAAAGUCCUGCCCCUGGGUGUGGAAGACACUGUGGACAAGCUCAAGAUGCUGGAAGGCCGCAAGACCAGCAUCCGCAAGUCAGUGCAGGUGGCCUAUGACCGCGCGAUGAUCCACCUCAGCCGAGUGCGGGGGCCCCACUCCUUUGUCACCUCCAGCUACCUGUAAGGGCGGGGCCUGGCCUGCAUCUGUUUGCCCUGCCUCCGUUCCACGGGGCACAGGAAGCCUGUUCCUGCCCCAGCCAGACAAAUGGCUGGCAGCUUCCCCUCCCAUGGCAGGCCGGGGACCGGGCUGUGUCCUCCCCAAGAGCAAGGCCCUAGUUUUGACCAACUGCAUGGUUCCCUCGGUGGGCCUGCUGUGUGCCAAAACCUCCCACCUGAGCUCCUCCGGGGCCAUUCUGCUGAUGACUAGUUAGGAGCAGAAGCAGCUGUGAGGCUUGGGCCCAGCUGAGGGAUAGACCUGGCCCAGUGGCGAGAGGUCCCGGGCUCUUUCUCACGGGUGUGCUGGCCCCUCCACUCCACUCCCAACUAACUACACCUCAGGGCGAGCGAGGCUCUGACACGACCCCAGAGGUGCUGUGCAUCCCUAGGGCUGCGCAGGGAACCUCUUGGAGCCUACCUUCUCUCUCCCUCCGUCACCCAUCCUCAUUCCUCUUCCCUGUCCCAUCUUCACCUCUGCCCAGUCUCUCUUCUUCCCGUGUUCCUUUCCCUACUUUCUCUUGUGCCAAACUGACAGAAACCAUCACCAGACUGAUCUUUUUCUUUUUAUGUCUCAUUCCCUUUGAGGCCAGCUGUUAGGUGGGUCCCUCAACCUGGCCCCUGGGGGCCCGGGACAGAGACCAGCCCACCCCUUGGGUGACCCCCUCACCAGCACACCCACACCCCUUCAUAUCUGCUGUAGACAACAGCUGAGGCCAAGCUGCAAGAGCUUGCCCCUUGGGUUCGAGGCAGGGCCCCUCCUGCCCGCUUCCAUCUUGCCAGGAGGCAGGCUCCUGUCAGCAGCCCAGGCUGGGGUGUGCAUGUCCAUCGGUCUCCUUGGGUUCUGGGGCUUGUUGGGGUGAAGCUGGUGCCCUUUGGCUGGGUCUGCCCUCUCACCCCUCCUACCCUCUCCUUGUGGGCUUUUCCUUUUCUGCAGCGGCAGCCUCUUGCCUCUGCUCCACAUGGAUGGCACGGUGCCUGCACUCCAGCACCUUCUGUCUUGCGCCUUGCUCCCCCCAGCCUCUGCUGCUCCGAACUCCAGGGAACGCAGCACUUUUAUUUCAGACCCUCAGUCUCCUUCCCUCUUUUCCUUCAACCCCCUCACCACCUUUACCUUCUCAGAAACAGAAGGGAAGAAAAAAACUGUGAAAUGGGGAAUGCUGACUGACAAACCAACACAACUUUCAGAGGCUUCGAUGUCUGUUCUCUGGAUGUUCCUUUCACCUCUUAAGCACCAAAGUCGCAGGGCCAGGUUGCAGGCCACUGAUCGCCAUGUUGAUUUUUAACCUGAUGUUCUUUUUAAUUGUUUUAAAUUUUUCGUAGGGGAGUUUUGGACAAAACGAAGUCACUGGGGAGAUCACUGCCAUUUUUACAUACUUGACUUUUUAAAAAUACAACCAACCAACCGCCACGACUUCUUGUACAUUUGGGACAUGAGCCAGAGUUUACAAGGGAACCAACAAAACUCUCUAUAACAUAAAGGAUGGGGUUUUGGAUUUUGUACAAUAAUAAAACUACAAUGCAGCCUAUGGCUAGGGAAGGACAUGAUGUAUAUAAUUGUAAAAUACUGUUCUAAAUUAUUCAGGCCUAUAGUUUCCAUUACUGGAGUCCUCCAUUGUGUGGCUGAGUAUUUGACAUGCACACAGUGUGGUUUAUUUUAAGGAGCCAGUGCGCCCCCCUCUCCCCAGGUAGUUGGUUGGCUGUGGACUCUGUGACUUUCGUCUCAACCUGUGUUGUAAGAUCUCGGGGCUCUCGUGCUUUCUCUUUCUGUGUCUCUUUCUUCCCCAAUCUCUUCCUUCUUUUCUUAGUCUCUCUUUUUUUUUUCAAUCUCUUUGACUCUUUCAGUCUCUCUCUGAGUCUCAUUUUUAAAACUGCUCUUUUAGAAUGGGAAAAGGCUCAGAUCCUGCUGUGGCAUGGGGCCUAUGUGUCUCAGUCGCGUCUGCUGUGAAGCACACGAUGCUCUAUUUAUUGUAGAAAGUGACUUUAUUUGCUUUCUAGAAUUGUUUAUAACAGAUGGUAUAAGAGAGGUAAUAAACAGAGAAGAAUCUAUGCUUGUAAAGAAUACAAAAGUUAAUUUUACCUACUAUAAUAUGACUGUCUGAAACUUAUUUUCUCUCUGAGAAAUAAAUGUUCUAAUGGGCAGCA
This is a messenger RNA of Sus scrofa (pig), 6065 nucleotides long. It is a transcript of the gene BRPF3, whose product is annotated as bromodomain and PHD finger containing 3. Gene Ontology annotation, biological process: regulation of transcription by RNA polymerase II. Gene Ontology annotation, cellular component: nucleus. NCBI's taxonomy places the organism in Eukaryota, Metazoa, Chordata, Mammalia, Artiodactyla, Suidae. The record is from RefSeq and is a predicted model, not a curated record.